AUGUCUCCCUCCCCAACGAUACCGCUUUUCCACGCCGAGCGACCACUGAAACGACGGCGAGCCAACUCGUUCGACCAAGCACCGUCGGCACCGCGUGUUCUAUCUCCUGCUCCCGCUCCCGCUCCUGGCCCAUUGUCAGCUCUCACCACGCCCCCACUUUCCAAACCCAACAAGCCCUACUACCGGCCCAUACCUCCACCCCUCCACCCCCUCUCCGCCCCUCCCACCAGGCCCAUCGCCUUCCAACAACCGCUGCAUCUCACCUCCUUUUCCUACUCCCCCACUCGUCAACUCUUGCUGACCCCUCAAGACCGAGAUGCUUCCCUGGCGGUGUACACUCCUCCUAGGAUAGGCACUGAUUUAAAUACGGGCUUUGAGCAGGCCGUCUGGAGGGAUGAUUCAGGGGAUGAAGGGCUCGAUGCCUUGUUGGACACGCAAGUCUUUUUCUUCGGGGCUAGGGCCUGGAGGUGGAAUUUUUUGACUGACUUGCAGCUCCACGUGCAGACUCCAACACUACGUCGAGUCCGAUCCGACAGGAGCAGCGGGGGAGAUGCUCGACAAGGUCAACAUCAUCACUUGGAGGGGGAUGAUCACCAAACUAUUGCUCGCCGUGUACGAGGUCGAAGCGGCACACAACGACGCUGCCAAUUCAAGAAGGACACGAGCCGAAGGAUGGGAGAUGAACCUCAUGCUAUUGGGCGUGGGUUCGGGCAUGCGUCAUCAGGAGAGCGAUUGGACUUGUAAUUCAACUAAUCUUGGUCAACAUUGUCGGGUGCACCAGAAUACUCUCUAUCUCGAAGAAUCGAAAACGCCCGCCCGGCUCGAGGCCAAAGCCGCUUCGGAAAAGUCUUACCUCCGACAAUCCUACUACGGCUACUCCUUCGAAGCCUUCUCAACCCGAUCACCCCAAUCUACCUCUUCUUACACGAACCCCACUUUCGAACCCCCGAACACGAAUGUGCAAUGGUGUUCGAUCGUCAAGACCAAUUUGGGAGGGUUUAGGAUGUUCCUUGGUGGGGAAGUCGAUUGUCUUCGUGCGGGGUGGACGGAAGCCGAUUCCAUAAGGACGGACGAUUUUGUCGAACUCAAAACGAAUAUAGUCAUUUCGAGUCAGAGGGAUGAGAUGAUGUUCGAGAGGUGAAUAGGGGGAUGUUGGUUGUUGCAUGGGUCAGCAAGUGCUGAUGAGCUUCGUCCCUUCGAUCGUCAACAGGCAAAAACUCCUCAAGCAUUAUACCCAAUCAUGUGAGUCCUAAAGGUCUCGUUUGACAGGCUUCCCAUGUCCCACGGACCUGACUCGCUGAUACCGUUUUUCUCGAACACAGUCCUCCUCGGCGUCCCAACCAUCAUCGUAGGUUUCCGCACCCGUACCGGCCAUCUGUCGGCUCUGCAGUCCUUCAAGACACUCGAGAUACCUCGAUUGCACGUCGCGUAAUAUUUUAUACCUCCUCGAAUCGGUGUGACACCAGGCCUCGACCGAUGUAUGCUGAUUAGCUCGCGUGUCACCUUUGCAGAGUCCGAAACAAACCCCACGCCUGGUCCCCAACGACCUCCCUCACAUCAGCGUUCGAUCUCAUCCAAUUCAUCAUUUCCACCCUUUCAUCCGACGAGAACAACCAAGCAGCCGAAGAAGAGUUCAAAGUCAAUGGGAAGAUCCCUGAGCAGGAAUGGCCGGUUUGGAGGAUGAGGUUCAGGCCUUUGGAAGAAGGACGAGGAGGUGGAGGUGUUUUGGAACUUGUGCAGUUGACGGGAGGCGUGGUUGAAGAGGAGGUUUUAGGGGGAAAGAGGAAGGAGGAGAGGGUGGGCUUUCUAUUGAAGCGCUGGGUCGAGGGGCUGGGGAGGAGGGGAGCGGGCACGGGGGCAUGA
Microbotryum saponariae is the source of this 1863-nucleotide messenger RNA. Lineage: Eukaryota; Fungi; Basidiomycota; Microbotryomycetes; Microbotryales; Microbotryaceae. The record is from the annotation of a GenBank genome assembly.